GUGAAAAUAGCGAUCAGAGCGGUGCCGGCGUGAGCUUCACGUUGCUUAGCUCAACUGUUUUUAUGUGUUUUCUGCCUAAAAUGGCGUUUAUUAUUUAAGUUACCCGUCGUCCUAGCUCUUCACAGCAAACAAUGGCCGAGGCUUCCGGAUCCGACGCGAGCGCGACCGAGAACAUCGUAGAAAUCACCAUUACAGACACCGAACGGCGAUGUGCGGGCAGCGCGGUGCCGCUGCAAGAUAUUUACGUCGCUUAUCAAGUCGAGUCUGUAAUACGAGAGCCCGAGAAAACGCCCUACAUUGUGUGGCGGCGGUACAGUGACUUCGAGGUGCUCCAUUCACACCUCCAAGACAGCUUCCCCUACGUGAUCAUACCUCCGCUGCCAGAGCGAAAGGUGAUGUACAGGUGGCAGAAGCUUCCUUCAGACAGGCUGGACCCCGACUUUGUGGAAAGGAGGAGGGCCAGCCUCGAGCUGUUCCUGAGGCGGGUGGCUGGCCACCCCGAGCUGUGUACCAAUGUCCUGUUCCUGGAGUUCCUGAAGCACGAGGCCAGCUGGAGAGAUGACCUAAACACGGGCGGCCUGCUUCACAGGGCGGACAGUAUGCUGAGGUCGCUUAAUGCCUCCCUGCGGCUGCGCAGCCCCGACACGGAGUUUGAAGAGGUGAAGAGCUACAGCGGAGACCUACAGAUGAGCCUGUCCAAUAUCUUGCGGAUACGUGCCAAACUGGCGGACCGUACAUACGGGCUGCACCAGCUGCACCAGAACUACGGCCGGGUGCUGAGCGAGUGGUGUCGGCUGGAACGGGGCCCCCAUGGGGACGAGCUACAGCGGGCAGGCCAGUUCAUGGACAAGUACGCCCAGUGCGCCCUGCCCCUGCUGGAGGAACAGGAGCAGGCCGCAGACGCCCUCAAGGAGUACCUCUUCUAUGCUGGGGCACUCGGGGCGGUGUGCAAGCAUCACGACGUUCUGCAAUACGAGCUUGAGAAGAAGGAGGCCCUCUUCACUUCUAAGGAGAGUCAGCACUCCCAGAUUGUGGAUGGCGGGGCCAAGGCGGGGCAAAGCCUGGUGUCGAGGCUACUGAGCCCCAGCAGUCCGGAGCAGAGGGCCUCCUCCCUCGAACUGCAGUUGGAGACGCUCCAAGGACAAAUUCAAACCCAGACUAGAGAGAAGAAGGAAUUUGCCAAGAAGGCCCAUGCAGAGAUAGCCAAGUUCCAGGUGCAGAAAGACAAGGACAUCAAGGAGGCUCUGAUUCUCUACGUCAUCUCACAGAUCAAGCUGUGCAACGAGUCAAUCUCCAUCUGGAAAAACCUGCACAGCUGCUUUGAGAAGAUGUGAAGCCAACGAACAUAUCACUUCGUUUUACAAUAUAUGGGGAGAGAAUAAAGGGAUUUGAAGGGCUGGGAAAUCUUUGUGCUCAUCUUA
Ixodes scapularis (black-legged tick) is the source of this 1421-nucleotide messenger RNA. RefSeq names its product sorting nexin-4. The record is from RefSeq and is a predicted model, not a curated record. The coding region runs from base 132 to 1334 and encodes 400 amino acids. Gene Ontology annotation, biological process: protein transport. The transcript has 11 exons. NCBI's taxonomy places the organism in Eukaryota, Metazoa, Arthropoda, Arachnida, Ixodida, Ixodidae. Gene Ontology annotation, molecular function: phosphatidylinositol binding.